Molecule: messenger RNA, 1108 nt
Organism: Striga asiatica
Lineage: Eukaryota; Viridiplantae; Streptophyta; Magnoliopsida; Lamiales; Orobanchaceae
Source: the annotation of a GenBank genome assembly
UUAGCCCAGCCAACACCAAACGCCCAAUCCCACUAUAGCCUAAAAUUUCUAUAGUUAGGUAGAAGUUAGCCUCGUGAAAUCAGAUCUCAUCUCCCGAUCUGAUUUUCCCCUCGAAAUCGUUGGCGAGGACGAGGAUGGAGGCGGAGAUCGUGCGCUAUCUAGAGGUCGACGAGUCUUGCAUCUACGCCCCACUACCCAAAGCCAGUCCAUUUUUAUUCACAACACAAAAAUGGAGACCCCCACUAACAAAAAGGAAAGAUUUCUAAGAAUGGCACCAGGAAAUCGUAAAACUCAAAUUAUUUCAAAAGCUGCUCUACAAAGCAUGCUUAACCAAGCUGCCAAGGAUAGCUCAACCACUGCGUCAGCUCGUAUUGGAGUCAGAGAACAUCUUAACCAAUCAAAUGUGUCAUCUGCUGGAGUGACUGGAGCAAAUCGAACUACUGAAGUCCAUCAUGGUUCUUCCGGAGAAGGUGAUACAACAAAUCACACUAAUGAGAGUGGCAUUCCACAAACCCUUGAAGUUUCCAACCAAAAUCAAAAUUUGAAUGCAGCUGAAGGCUCAACUGGUAACCUUCAGGAUACAUCAGUCGCAGGUACAAUAUGUUCAUUACUUAGGAUAACUGUUGGAAUAUUUGGAGGUACAAUAUGUUUUUUACUUAGGAUAACUAUUGGAAUAGUUACUGUUUUCAGUGAAUAGUUGCUGUUUUUGUUAUUUUCGUUAUGUGAACUUUGCUUCUGUUGCUCCAGUGAAUAGUUAGUUGCUGUUGGUCUUAGUUGUUGUUGGAAUAGUUGUUUCUUCUAUUUUCUUUAUGUUGGACUUUGUUGAUGUUUACUUACUAAGACAUGUUUCCAUUUUCCCAUUUCUUAAUGCAAAAUUAUAGUCAUUAAUUAAUUCUUCUCGUGAAAUUGAAAAAAGAGACUUCUAAUCAAUACACUUGUCUAUACUUGUUGAGCUCAUCGUUAAUUAAUUGAGAUUCUCCUUUAAAUGGUUACUCUUGUACAGUAUUAUGAGCUAAAAGUAAAAGAAAAAAAAACUGAUAAAGGAUUUGAAACAAAUUAAUUUGGUUCUUCAUUGGUUUAUAUUUUGUUUAUAAUCCCAGUUAUCAAG